GGGUGCGGGUCAUCCCUCGGGGAAUGGCCCGUGGGUCUGUGAACUGCAGGCGCGGCGGUACCGGGGACCCCGGGCAGCGUCAGCGGGAGAGCGCCGGGGACGGACCCGCCCGGAGGCGACAGCGGGAGCGGGGUGGUGCCUCUGCCUUUGGGCUGUUCUUGGGGUUGGGUUUGGGAACAGCCAGAGCGUGUGCGUGUGCGCCAGGAGCUCCUCAGCGAGCUGCUGCCUGGAAGUGGUGUCCUUACAGCGACGAACGGCAUCAGCUGCGGCUGGAGUCGCGCCGAAAUGGCUUGUGCUAUAUCCCCCAGAAUAAGCAAGCCUGGUCUUUUGUCUUCACAAUGAAAUGUAACACCUCGUUCAUGUUCCAGGACAGCAAUACCCCAUGUCACUGAAACAACCAGAGAAGAGCCCACUUCCCUCCCAGUUUCUGGGUCUCAGUGACCUUUCAAGAGCUCCCCCUGAAAUGCCACUGCCUGGGUGCCACAGGAAGAGGAUCAAAGAGACUGAUUCAGCCUAUGUGAAGCUGGCAAAGCAAGGAGGCCGACCUGACCUACUGAAGCACUACACUCCUGUGGUAAUGAAGUCCCCUCCAGCAGCAUAUGCUGCACCUGACUGGUUCACACACUGUGUAAAUUCUGCAGGGAUUGAGAAGCCACGGAGCUGUGUUUCCUCUCUACCAGAUUUUAUGGUUCACAGAGAGUUUAUGGCUGAUGAUCAUCAUGGUAAGAGUUAUGAGAGAAGAAGAGGACCUUUUGAGUUUGAUACAAAAAAUGUUUGGCAGCGGGAAGCUGAGGACAAAGAAAAUGCACAGAAAAAGAAGGUAAAGCUUCCACCUAUAAGCCCUAAAUAUCCAAGCAGAAUGCCAACUGUUUCUACAAACCAGGAAUUUAGUGGAGAAAAUAAGCUUUCCUUGCCACCCGUGCCUGCUCAGAGAAAAAUUGAAGCAGUAAAUUUUAGCAAAUUAAUAAGCAAUGGUUAUGGGACUGACUGGUUGCAGCAGUGUACUGGAUGGGAAAAACAGAUUGAAGAAAUAUCAGAAAACAGUGGACACUCUGAAGAUUCAGAAUGCUCUGAAUCACCACCUGCAAGCAAUGAGUUAAAAGCCACCAUUUGAGGGAUGUAAUAAGUAACUUGAAAGAUUCUUGGGGAAACAAAAGCUUUGUAUUGCUUAUACAGCCCACUAUUUACAUGUUGGCUAGAUUAUUUUUGUAACUUAACGCAUCCCUGAUUGAGAUGUUUGCGACAUGGAUGAACUUCGUUGGGCUUGAUUGCAGCAAAUUCUGAAGAACAGACAACAGCUGUCAGUGCUUAGUCCUAGACCUUUUCUUAAUGUAAUAAACAAAGCUAAGCUGAGGUUUUCUC
Camarhynchus parvulus is the source of this 1362-nucleotide messenger RNA. RefSeq names its product chromosome 2 C7orf57 homolog (gene C2H7orf57). Bases 383 to 1114 code for a protein of 243 amino acids. Lineage: Eukaryota; Metazoa; Chordata; Aves; Passeriformes; Thraupidae. The transcript is spliced from 8 exons. The record is from RefSeq and is a predicted model, not a curated record.